AUAGAAGUCGAAAUUAGAGUAGAAUUAUUAAAGGGAAUCUAAUCCAGUAAAUAAACUAUAGUGAACUUUCCCUAUAAAGUAUUCUGAAAAAUGUACUGCCUUUGGUCCUUUACUCUUUGCAGCCUGCUAGAUCUAAGCAAGUGUGUCGGUAGCUCUCCUCUCGCCACUUCACUCUUCAGCUCCAGCCGCCACUACUGUCUCCAUCUCAAAACUGAACGAGAAUGCCGCUAAACAAGCCCAUGGCUGCAAUUUCUCCUUCUCUGGUUCCAUCUCUCUUGUUUGCUAGAAUAUCAGGCAUCUUAGUUGCAGCUCUGGUCCUCUCUUGGGCUCUUCUUUUCAAGUCCAGCUUCCUCCCUCACUCUCCCGUUUCCUCCCAAGAAGACCCCAUCUUGCUGUUCUUCACCCUUUGUUGAUGGUUAUCGGCUUCAUUCUCAUAAGUGGUGAAGCUAUAUUGGUACACAGAUGGUUGCCUGUUUCGAGGAAUUUGAAGAAAGGCGUGCAUUUGUGGCUUCAAGGGGUGGCUUUAGGCUGCGGGGUUUUUGGGAUUUGGACGAAGUUCCAUGGGCAACAAGGCAUUGUGGCUAAUUUCUUGAGCCUGCAUUCUUGGAUGGGUUUGAUCUGUAUCAGCUUGUUUGGGGCUCAGUGGUUAAUGGGUUUUCUAAGCUUUUGGCACCGGGGUGAGAUGCGGACGACGAGAGCAAAGGUGUUGCCAUGGCAUAUCUUCCUCGGUCUCUAUACCUAUGGCUUAGCGGUGAUUACAGCGGAAACCGGGCUGCUGGAGAAAUUGACGUUCUUGCAGAGCAGGAGGAAUGGAUCGAAACAUUGUCCGGAGUCCAUGAUUGUUAAUGGUUUAGGUCUGGGGCUAGUUCUCCUCUGUGGCAUUGUCAUAUUGACGGCAGUUUCGCCCAAAUACCAUGUUGUUCAAACCAAACUUGCGUAUUCAUCAGACACCAAGUAGUUGUCGUCUUCAUCCGAGAGAAAUGAAAUUAAUGAUUAGUGAUCCAGAAAAAGAGUAAGUCAUUCCUAGUGUGUAUGUUAUUUUGUAUAUAUUGUAAUGCAUGGUGAUUUGGGGAGGAACCUAUUGUGUAUU
Messenger RNA from Hibiscus syriacus, 1090 nucleotides. Its product is annotated as probable transmembrane ascorbate ferrireductase 4. The transcript has 4 exons. The coding region runs from base 413 to 958 and encodes 181 amino acids. Lineage: Eukaryota; Viridiplantae; Streptophyta; Magnoliopsida; Malvales; Malvaceae. The record is from RefSeq and is a predicted model, not a curated record. Gene Ontology annotation, molecular function: oxidoreductase activity.